UGUGCUUCUUUAUUAAUAUGUUAAAUAAUAAGAUUACCCAUAUGACCAUAAAUCACCACAUUUUAGGAAGAGUAAUAUAUUUAAACAAUAUUUUGAGACAUUGACAGCUGUGAUUACAACGUAAUAGAACAGAGCAUGGGUCCUGCCAAUCACCCUAUUUGUUGACUACAUUUUCACAAGAGGAGGAAACACUAAGAUCCAAUUGGAGUAUAGUAAAAAUAAAGAUGGAAUUUUUGUUCUAUGUAAGUUUCCAGAUGCUCUGAGCCCAUCUAUAUAUCCCAGGUUAACAACUCCAUUGUAGAAUUUGUUUCCAUGCACUGUAAACUCAUGGAAGAGCUUUGAUGAACAGGGUCCUCCUUACCAUGGAGUAAAAAGCAAAAUCUAUCCAAAGUCAGCUGAACCUCAAGGGAAAUAAUGAGAAAUUAAAUCUUUAUGUAUUUAUUAUUUUGAGGAGUUCACAAAACAAGCGUUUUGCAAAUUAAACACUUGCUUAGGCUCCUCACUUUAGAGGGGUGAGUACUGAAGGGAGGAGUUGAGAGCAGCCACAGUAGUACAAUAUUUCAUAAUAAAUGUUGUUGAGUAAUUGCUUAUUUCCUGAUAUUAUUUUAAAAAUUUUGGAUUAUCUCUUAAAUUUAAGUGCUCUGUAAUUUAUACCUUCCUAUACAUCUUUUGGAGAGGGAGGGUUAGUUACAUUUAAUGUACUAAUUUUUAGAGGAGGUGCUGGGGAUUGAACCUAGGACCUUGUAUAUGCUAAGCAUGCACACUACCAAUUGAGCUAUACCGUCACCCAACAUCUUUGUGCACAUUUAAAAUGAAAAAAAGUAUAGAUUGCCCAAAGUCACAGGCUAGUAUGUGGAGCAGGCUAUCUCCAGAACUUGACUGGUCACUGUAAUGCCAAGUGGUUGGAGAAAUAGAAUGUGGUGACAGAUACAGUGCCAGAUAAAACCUGUCCAUAAUUAAAUACACAAUCAAACCAUAAAUCUUAGACUUCCAGUAGAGCAAGGUUCUUAUCACUUUGGGAUAUACAUAUUUAUAAAUCUCCAAUGUAGCCCUCAGUGACUUUUAACGUUACUUGAUCUCUCAAACGUUUAACUUUAUAUUCUCAGCUUCCUCAGUAGGGUUAUCCAGAGUGUGUGAUAAAGAGCUCUGCUUAGAUAACGGAACAACCACACGUGGAUAAAACUAAUGGAAAAUUAAACAAUAAAUAUAGGAUUUCUUUAAAACCGUGUUUAAAGAGUUUUGGGGACAAUAGCUUGUAUUAACUAUUUCAUAUUCUGGGAAAUCUGAAGAACAAGCAUCGGGUUUCUUUAUGGAAAGUCUAUGAAUUAUUGCCCUAUUUAAUGGCUUCACGUAUUGUAUGAAUACACAAAAACACGAAUUCACGUAUAGGAACCUUGAUUAAAUUUCACUUCCAGGAUCCAUUGUCGCUUUAGGCGCCCCGCCUAGUCACUACGGCUCUGAGCAAGGGACAAAUAAACGAAGGGCUGGACCGACUGUGGUUCCCGCCCCUGCUUUUGCUGUUUUCAAACAGGUCCGUCAGGCUACUAUAAAAGCUCUUAGUGGCGCUGUCGAGAGUACUACACUCGGAGGUUGAUAGCUGUGGUUUCGCCAUGUCUGGACGUGGUAAAGGCGGAAAGGGUCUUGGAAAAGGAGGCGCUAAGCGCCACCGCAAGGUGCUGCGUGAUAACAUUCAGGGUAUUACUAAGCCUGCGAUCCGGCGUCUUGCUCGUCGUGGUGGUGUCAAGCGUAUCUCUGGUCUCAUCUACGAGGAGACCCGCGGGGUGCUGAAGGUGUUCCUGGAGAACGUGAUCCGCGACGCCGUCACCUACACCGAGCACGCCAAACGCAAGACGGUCACGGCCAUGGACGUGGUCUACGCGCUCAAGCGUCAGGGACGCACCCUCUAUGGCUUCGGAGGCUAAACUACCGAUCGCCCUGCUUCGCACGGCAAAACCAAAGGCCCUUUUCAGGGCCACCUAUCCGCUCACUUAAAAGAGUUAACGCUUUGUUUUAGUUUUAUAAGAAGGUAUUUAAACAGGCACAGGAAUGUCAGGAGAUAUGCCUUGUUCACUGCCAGGAACAGAAGACCUUGUCACCAGAUUACCGUUUACCACUGUGAUUGUAUCAAAGAAGGAAGGAAUGCAGCCCUGCGUCCUAUUCCAAGCACUGUUCCUUGGAUUUUCACUAUAAAACUCCCCACAACUCUUCCCCAAACCAGCUUCGCACUCCUGAGGCAGUAGCCCACUGUGACCCCCUUUGUCUGGCAAAGAAAUAAAGCUAUUCUUUCCUCUUCCCUAAAAUUCUGUGUCUCUGAGCCUUGAUUAG
Camelus dromedarius (Arabian camel) is the source of this 2325-nucleotide messenger RNA. RefSeq names its product histone H4. The transcript has 2 exons. The record is from RefSeq and is a predicted model, not a curated record. Gene Ontology annotation, molecular function: protein heterodimerization activity; DNA binding; structural constituent of chromatin. Gene Ontology annotation, biological process: nucleosome assembly. Lineage: Eukaryota; Metazoa; Chordata; Mammalia; Artiodactyla; Camelidae. Gene Ontology annotation, cellular component: nucleosome. The coding region runs from base 1611 to 1922 and encodes 103 amino acids.